This is a messenger RNA of Trichobilharzia szidati, 1401 nucleotides long. The record is from the annotation of a GenBank genome assembly. Lineage: Eukaryota; Metazoa; Platyhelminthes; Trematoda; Strigeidida; Schistosomatidae.
GUGACAUUGAAGUACGCUUUCUGCUUCGUCUGUUUCUACAGGCGGUCUUUUCCAGUUUUUCCAGUGCACGCCUUCCAUCAUGCCUCCCAAACAGGCACCGAAAGGUGGUAAAAAGGAACCAUCUAAAAAGCCGAUGAAACCUAAAGAAGGUGGUGGUGGAAAGGCUAAGAAGAAGAAAUGGUCCAAGGGAAAAGUUAGAGACAAACUCAACAACAUGGUGCUGUUUGACAAGGCAACCUUCGAUAAGCUUUUGAAGGAAGUCCCACAGUACAAGGUUAUUACACCAUCAGUUGUCUCAGAACGGUUGAAAAUUCGGGCUUCUCUUGCUCGUCAUGCACUCGAAGAACUAUGGCGACGAGGUUCGAUCAAGAUGGUGUGCAAACACAAUUCUCAACAGAUAUACACCCGAACAACAAAGGCUGAAUAAGUGUACCAUAAUAUAAAUUUGGUAGUCAGACUACUCUUUUGAUUUACUUAAGAUGGGAUGUUUACUGUUGAAUUAUAUUUUGUACAGGGAUGCGGUUGAAUCAAGAAACUGUGGUGGAAACAACUCGCCUAUUCUUGGUGCCUUAUCUGGCUACUCAUGUGACAAAAUACCACAGAUGGAUGCAAAAUUCAUGGCUAAGAGAAAGUACAUCAUCGGAAUUACUAUCGCUUGAUGAGGAAUUUGAAGCACAAAAACAAUGGUGUAACUCUGAUGAUCGGUUAACAUUUAUUCUACUUAGUAAACAACUUCUGGAAGAAUUUUGGUUAUCAAGAAGUAGCAAAAUCGGGGAAUCAGAAAAGUCACACCAGCUGAGUCUUUAUGAAUUUGUAGAUGAUGAAAAUCCUGAAGUGUAUGCAAUGAUUGGAGAUGUCAAUCUUUUUCUUACCCCUGGCACUGGUGAUGAUGAUUUUGAAGGUGAAUUAUCUGUAAUGAUUGCUGAACCGAAAUUUCGUGGUCAAGGUUUAGCAGCUGAAGCAUUAGCUGGUAUCCUCGAAUAUUCUGGAAGACAUUUACCAGUUAAUUUAACUUCUCUUGUCGCUAAAGUAUCCAUAAAUAAUGAAGGAAGUAUAAAAUUUUUUAAAGAACGUUUACAGUUUAUUGAACGUUCACGAAAUAAUAUAUUCAAUGAGAUUGAAUUUAUACCAGACAUACAGAAUUUAUCCAGCAUAGAGCUUAACUUGUCGGGCUUUAAGAAUCAAUUGGCGUUGAAAACAUCUCAGGCUAUAAUUAACAGACUUCUGGCUACAUCUCCAGAAUUGUCGACAUCUUCUACAUGGUAUUAUAAAGAAAAUGAUUUAAAGAUUUGGCGUGAAAAACAAAAGAAAUAAAUGUUGAUUAUUUCUAAAUGUUUCACUUGUUUAUUUUGUAAGAAAUCAAAUUUUAUCAUGGAAAAAUUAUUUCAAACUGAUUAUGAA